AAAAGCCGAACAAAAAAAAACACGCAACGACGACCACCCAAAAACCCAACCCAAAAGUGCAUUUUCUUCAUUUUACUCGUGAAAAGUGAAAAAUAAGCAUGAGCUGCACACCCCGUGUUUGGUUGGUGCUACUUUAGUGCGUGAUAAGCAACGUGUACUGCUUUGUUCCUGCUUGCAAUGGAUGCGUAAUCCGUGCAAUGAAACGACGCGAAUGUUUUUGUACAAGUAGAGAUAGAAAACUUCAAUAGUUGCCUGAAUGGUGAUAACAUUAUCUUACCGGACACCAUGAAAAUGGGACUAAGCACUUCAUCCAUGCGCAGGCGUGGCUGCCUAUACGGUAUAGUGCUCGUGCUAAUACCCUGCACGGUACUGAUCGUAGUGAUCGGUACCGACUACACAUCGGAACAAUCGAUGUCACAGCGGAUGGCCGAGUUUCAAAUGCGCAUGCAGUACCUAGAAUCCAUGUACCGCACAAAGCAGGAAGAUGUGGCCAUCCUUUCGCAGUACCUUCGGCUGGCCGCACUAAACGGGGCCAGCGUAUCCGGGGGCGGCGCCGGCUCAACCGACGGUGCAAACGUUUCACUCGCCAACUUGGAUCUGCUCGAAGGUUUAAGCCCGGAUUCGCGAUCGCUUAUACGGAACGUCACAUCAACCAACCGGUUAGCCGAAAGUCUAAAGCUACCGACAGCUUUCCACUUUCUGCCCCACCUGCUGGACGAUUCGUCCUCCCUGCAGCCGAGCUACAUCGAGAGCAAGAAGCGACAGGGCGUUUCGAUCGUGCUCGGCAUCCCGACGGUGAAGCGCGACAAGCAAUCGUAUCUGGUCGAAACGAUCGACAAUCUCAUCGCGAACAUGGACGAGGAGGAACAGAACGAUACGAUGAUCGUUGUGUACGUGGGCGAAACGGAUCUGGAGUACGUGAAGCUGGUGGCGCACCAGAUACGGACGCGCUUUGCAAGCUACAUCGAUAGCGGGUUCCUCGAGAUCAUUGCACCGGCCGCUUCAUACUAUCCGAACAUGAACAAUCUGCGGCAAACGUUGAACGAUUCCCAGGAACGGGUACGGUGGCGAUCAAAACAGAAUCUCGACUUUGCGUUCCUGAUGGCGUACGCGCAACCGAAGGGUGCCUUCUAUCUGCAGCUCGAGGACGACAUACUCACGAAGAAGGGGUUUGUGACGAUAAUGAAAAAUUUUGCACUGGAAAAAACGGCAAAGAAAGAGCACGCGAACUGGUUCGUGCUGGAUUUUUGUCAGCUAGGUUUCAUAGGAAAAAUGUUCAAAUCUGCCGAUCUGCCUUGGUUAAUAACAUUCUUCCAAAUGUUUUUCAACGAUAAACCCGUCGACUGGUUGCUGUACCAUUUGAUCUACACGAAGGUUUGCAGCGUGGAGAAAGAUGGAAAAAGUUGCAAGCAGGAAAUGUCUAAGCUGUGGAUCCAUUACAAACCUUCACUGUUUCAACACAUCGGCACACAAUCGUCACUGCGCGGUAAGGUGCAAAAGCUGAAGGAUAAGCAGUUCGGGAAGAUACCGAACUUUCAUCCGCAUCGGAAUCCACCCGCCGUCGUACGGACUGGCAUACAGCCGUACAAAUCGUACACGCUGCAGAAAGCAUACUCGGGCGAUAGUUUCUUCUGGGGAUUGAUGCCACAACCCGGUGAUUUGAUUGAAUUCAAAUUCAAGCAACCAACCACUGUACGGAGAUAUCUGUUUCGAAGUGGCAACUUCGAGCAACCUUCGGACCGGUUCUACAAUACCACCGUGGAGGUACUGCCAGCCAGUGGUAAUGGGUCGGCAAUCAGUGCUACCCUACCGUUCAACGUCACGAAGGAUGGAUUUCUCGUGGUCGGUAGUUUCAACAAUUACGGCAUAGCGGAUGGUGUGAUCGAUCCAAAGAUAGGCAAAUUGAAAGAGUUACGCCUGCACGUCAACAGUGACAGCCAGAAUUGGGUUAUACUGCGAGAGAUCUACCUGCAAAGCAAUAGCGUUCGGUGACAGAAACAUUACCGUAUGUUGGAUCCGUUCGGUUCCGGUGACAUGAAAGCGCGUGCGGUAAGAGCAUUUGCGGCAGGCACGGGCAAGCAGGCACAGGCACAGGCACAUGUUGUUGUAUCGCCUAAACGUAAUAGCAGCAGCAGUGUAAUACACCAAAAUCUAAAGCGGCGCCGUGUUUUGCCAUCGAAACUGUUUAAACUGCCCGCUGCUAAACCGAUCAGUCCGAGAAUGACAAUUCACGCAACAAGCGCAAACAUAAUGUUAAAGAACUAGUUGGAAAAUUGCCGCCUAACCAACAAUUGCCACUUGCACCUUUUAUUCAACUUUCCUUUGUUGUCCAGCUUUUUUCAGGUAGGUUCGAUUUUUUGUUGUUGUUAAUCCCCGACGAUCGUCACAUUUAUAAGCUGGCAAGUUGGCUGCCGUUCGGGAAAUGGUAUACAGUUUAGAACGUCUCAAAUUGUGAUCAACGAAUAUAUUGUUGUGUACUGAUGGAAUCGCACAGAUAAUAAUAAUGAUAUGGUGUGUAGGAUUAGUUUUGCAUCGUGUCGCAUAAUGUAUGUAAUGUAAUGUAAUGUAAUGUAUGUAUAAUGCAAUUGAACAGUAUCAUACCCCUCAUGUUUGUAAGUGGGAUCGUUUAAAGGGUAUAAUGUUAAUAAGUUGUUUUGUAUCGCUGUUGCUGUGAGUGUGUACGUGUGUGUACAUGUGUGUGUACGUGUGUAACUUUGUUAGUGAGACUGCUAGUUUUGUGUAUGUAAAAGAAAUUACCGGUACGUACCGGUGUGAGGAAACCGAUAUUGUUAUAUACGUAUAAUAUGCUAAUAUGCAACAGGCAAAAACAAAAAAAAAACGGGGGAAAGGGAGAAUGUCCUAGCUGCCAAAUUGGGAGAUUCAAGUGGCGCACACAAUGUUUUUUUUUGGUCACAAAACACACACACACAAUCAUAUUUGCAAAAUAUGUGACGCAUUACAAUGAAUCUCGUGGUUAGAAUCUCACGUUUUUUUUCUUUUUAUUAGGUUGGUACCAUUUCAUUUACCUGUUUGUUAUUACCGCUACUAAUGAGGGAACAUCAUUUUACUCAUAUUGGAAAGAUUCGAAAGUAUGAAAUUAACAUUCUAUUAGUUAGCUAUCUAUGUUUACUACGUCUGUCCUAUUUAACAGAUCCGUCUUGAUUUAGUGUUAAUUUUUUGUUCACAUCUUCAGUGUAUAAAAUGUACAUUCUAUGAAGGUAUUAUAAAAUGCUUUUCGUACCUUUUGUUACCAUGUUUGUUGCAUUUGCAGACUCAAAAGCUUAUAAGCGCAUAGGCAAAUGAAGCAGAAAAAACAGAGUGAGCUAAUUACGCCGUACGUUUCCGGGGCUGUAUGUUCGUGGUGCUAUUGGCCAUAACUUAACCGGUAACCGAGCCUAGCUUCGUCAAUGUACGGAUAUUUUGUGUUUGUUAAUAAGCCUAACCUGAUACGUUUAAUUACCAUCAAACCCCGAAACAUUGCUGUGGCACGCACAAAUGAAUUGUGUUAUGAAAUAAUGGUGUAAAGAUAAUCAAAUGCCUUUUUAAAAGAAAAAUGUGUAAAGCAAGAACAAAACGAAGAAAAAAAAUCCAGAAAGAUAUAACAACAAAUAAUAGAGUAGGAAAGGAAAACAAAAGAAUAAAACAAAACAAAAAAGCAGCGUUUCAGUAAGACUUAACCGACAAAAACCAAAACAGGUUUGAAAAGCCUUUUCCGAAAUGGGUGGAUGGAAAUGUAGGAAUUCAACCCUUCACGUCCGUGACGGAUUGGCUUUUGUGUAAUGUUUGCUGUGGAAUCGAAAUUGGUGUCCUUUAUAUAUUUUUUUUUUUCAAAAAAAAAAUGAAGAAAAAUUUGGUAAUAAUUCGUAACGUUUUUUGCUAACAUUGUCAAACAAAAAGUGUGUACUGUAAUGUUGUGGGGAUUAUAGAUUGUGGCCAAGUAUAAGCAAACUAAUAUGCUGUGUGUGAAUGUGAUGGAGCGUGAUUUUAAAUCUGCACUGCACCGCAUGUUCGUUCCUAUUCGAUGUAGUUAUAGCGAAAGCAAUAGCCAAUAAUCAAAAUAAUGCUCCGUUACCAUCUGAUAGCGUGUCCUAUUUUGUCGUGGAUGUCGUCGUAUCGUAUUGCACGGGGGAGUUUCUUCAUGCAGUGUGUAAGGGUAGUCGUUUGUCGUGCAGUAAUUUUGUCAAGCACUUGCACAAACUCUGGAGCAUUGUUUUCCGAGACGUGGUUAACGCUUUAAGGUGUUAUCCCUCCGAGAGGGACAAUUUAUCUUGGAGUGUUCGUACCCUUAUCGAAAGCAUCAUUCCGCUAAAAUUGUUGCUCGUAACAUCUCAUAGUUGGAAGGAUGGAAUGCAUAAAGCUGUUAUAUACUCUUAUUUUUUCCGCCAAGCGAAAGUUUUUGUCAUAAGCUCACAACAGCACAAAACAACAUCACGCUACAGUUGAACAGCAAUGAAUCUUGUAACAGUUAUUCUCAAUCAAGCAAAACAAAAAAAAACACGAUGAUACUCAGCAUAAACGUGUGCCGUUAAGCAAUGAUACACCCUACCUAGUAUUCUGCGUUAUCUCUCAAGAAAACAAAAUGGAGUCGUUUCGGAUGCGUUACAAAUCGGUUAGGGGAAUCAUCAUUCCACAAUUACCUGUGUUAGUGUUUGAAAGUGAGGAAGCGUCCGGCUAGCUAACCAAGGUUAGUAGCUUAUGAUCGACAGUAAAACAAUCCAGCAAAGAGAAUCUAAAUUUAUGACGGUAAACUUAAACAAAAAAAAACACACACAAUGGUGCAUGGUGUCAAAUAAAAGAGCUUCGUUUGAAUAUA
Messenger RNA from Anopheles funestus (African malaria mosquito), 4813 nucleotides. RefSeq names its product alpha-1,3-mannosyl-glycoprotein 4-beta-N-acetylglucosaminyltransferase A (gene Mgat4a). Gene Ontology annotation, cellular component: Golgi stack; endoplasmic reticulum; endoplasmic reticulum-Golgi intermediate compartment. Lineage: Eukaryota; Metazoa; Arthropoda; Insecta; Diptera; Culicidae. Gene Ontology annotation, biological process: protein N-linked glycosylation. The record is from RefSeq and is a predicted model, not a curated record. The transcript is spliced from 6 exons. Gene Ontology annotation, molecular function: acetylglucosaminyltransferase activity. Bases 286 to 1992 code for a protein of 568 amino acids.